AUGAGCAGCAAGGAGCACCGAUUUGAAAACAUGGAGCGACUGCAGCGUUUGUCGUUGCAUUUGAAAGCCCAGCCUGUUGCAAGCGGAGAGUUCGUGUCUUCCAGCGCGGAAGCCACCAUUGCAGUCACAAAUCCUGCCACUGGUGAAGAGAUUGCUCGAGUUCCUGAUGGGACUGCAGCUGAUGUUGACCUGGCAGCCACGGCUGCCCUAGCAGCUUAUCCUGGCUGGCGUGACACGCCGGUCAAAGCCCGUGUGGAGAUCCUCUUCCGCUUCAAGAGCCUCUGUGAGGCCAAUUUGGCUGAACUCACGGCGUUGGUUGUGAAGGAGCACGGCAAGAACAGCGGAGAGGCAGAAGCAGAAGUGCUGAAAGGCCUGGAGACGGUCGCCUUUGCCACGGGCUUGCCGGAUCUGCUGGCUGGCCGAAUCUUGGAGGUUGCCAGGGGCGUUUGGUGCCAUGAGGUGCGACGCCCGGUCGGAGUGGUUGCCUCCAUCGUACCCUUCAACUUCCCGGCGAUGGUGCCGCUGUGGACACUUCCCAUUGCCAUCGGGUGCGGAAAUUGCUUCAUCAUCAAGCCCAGCGAGAAGGUUCCUCUUACUCUAAUGAGAAUGGCAGAGCUCUUGCAGGAAGCAGGAUUGCCUCCAGGUGUACUCUCGGUGGUGCACGGCUCGCAAAACGUGGCCAAGGCUUUAGCAGAAAAUCCGAAGAUCUCUGCUGUGUCGUUCGUGGGAAGCUCCAGAGUGGCCGAUAUCAUCGAUAAGACAGCUCGAAGUGCAGGAAAGCGCGCACUUUGCAUGGGUGGCGCCAAGAAUCAUCUCAUUGCUAUGCCUGACUGCGACGAGGACAUGACAAUCAGUGACAUCAUGAACUCAGCCUUUGGAUCUGCAGGGCAACGAUGCAUGGCAGCGAGCAUUCUUAUUGUUGUGGGAAAAGGCCGGAAAACUCUCUUGGAAAAGCUGGUGGCCAAGGCUGCUUCCUUAAAGGCUGGACAGGCACCAGGAGAGAUCGGACCAAUUAUUGAUCCGCCUGCAGUGCAGCGCAUCAGCGGAUACGUUGCGAACUGUGAGUCGCAAGGUGGAAAGAUCUUGCUGGAUGGACGAUCGUGGCAAUCCAAGAGUCCCGGCUUCUGGUUCGGUCCUACUGUUCUCCUUCAUCAGUCUUCAAAGGAGCCAGCGAUGCAGGAUGAGAUCUUUGGCCCAGUGUUAUCUGUUCUGGAGGUCGACACAUUCGAUGAAGCAGUUGCCAUAGAGAACGCAAACCCUUAUGGCAAUGCAGCUGCUAUCUACACCAUGUCGGGUCAGACAGCUCUGGAAACAGAGAAGCUGGCCGCGGGCAUGAUUGGUGUGAACAUUGGUGUGCCUGUGCCUCGUGAGCCUUUUAGCUUUGGUGGCAUUUUGAGAUCGAAGUUUGGUGACUCUUCCGACAUCACAGGCGAGGGUGGCAUCAAUUUUUGGACUCAAAACAUCAAAAUCACCUCCAAAUGGCAGCCGCCUAAAAAGCGCGACGUCAUCAGUUCGUCCUUCAUUUCUUGA
Cladocopium goreaui is the source of this 1530-nucleotide messenger RNA. Lineage: Eukaryota; Dinophyceae; Suessiales; Symbiodiniaceae. The record is from the annotation of a GenBank genome assembly.